UCCAAACAUCGACAAUCGAAGAGAUCUCCACUUUCGUUCUCUCCACCAUGUCUAGACAGGACAAAGCUACGACCGAUCGAUUCACACGAACGCUUCGCGAGCUAGUCAAACUGGCGGAAAACAAAGUCUGUGCUGACUGCAAACGCAACGGCGAGUGACUGGCUUCGUUCAUCGAUGAUUUCGCGGGGCUCAAUACAAUCUUCGACAGACCCGCGAUGGGCGUCAUGGAACCUUGGGGUGUUCCUGUGUAUCAGAUGCUCUGGUAUACAUAGGGGGAUGGGUACACAUAUCAGCAAGGUCAAAUCUGUGGACCUGGACGUGUGGACGCCCGAGCAGAUGGCAAGCAUUCAAAAGUGGGGAAAUAGGCUCGCCAAUCUUUACUGGGAAGCGCACUUGAAACCGGGACACAUCCCACCCGACCACAAGAUGGAAUCUUUCAUUCGGUCCAAGUACGAAUCACGUCGCUGGGCCCUCGAGGGUCCUCCUCCGCCCGAUCCGUCACUGUUGGAUGGCGACGCGACAACAGCUACUGUCCCCGAAAGUACACCCGCGCCUGCUGCUGCCUCUCCUCAGACUGCCACUCCCUGGUCUGGACCUCCUGCCCCGCGUGUUUCCAGUCCCACUGUGACAUCACAGCCUCAAGCCCGCCAACUGUUGUCGACGAGACAUAAUCACGCUCCCCCGGCUCAGCAGACUGCUGCUGCUGCUGCAUCCCCUCCCGCCGCAUCCAAGCCACAGGACGAUCUUUUUUCGCUGGAUUUCCGCUCCCCGCCGGUUGGGGCUUCACAGUCAUCGUCCCCGCCGCCUGCGAAGAAUGCCAAGGAAGAUAUCUUGUCUCUUUUUUCUGCUGCGCCAGCAGCGACAGUACCUGCAUCAUCACACGUCGCCCAACCGUUCGGGCAGUUCCAACAGGCCAGUCCCUGGGGUGCCGCUGCUCCAAUUCAGCCACAAGCACAGCCGCAGAGUAUGAUGGGAUCGAACGGAACUGGAAUGUGGGGUGCUUCUUCUGGAUGGGCGCCCUCUCAGCAGCAGCAGCAGCCCAAUGUUUGGGGCGCGCCCGUUCAACAGCAGCCGGUUCAGCCGUCGCUAUUCGACACCGGCAAUGUAUGGGCCGCAAGCCCAGGAUCGGCAGCACCGCCAGCUCAGCAGCAGAAACCAGAUGAUGCAUUCGGUGAUCUGUGGGGUAGUUUUAAAUAGUUCUCCACUCACUCAUCAUGACCGCGCGUCUAUUUUACAUGGGCUCACAAUUCGAUUAAAUUCACCGGGAGUUCAUUGCACAUGGACAUGUCACGUGCAAGGACUGUGCUUGACGAGAAGCCGGGUUCGUCUCAAUACUUACGGGGUCAAGGUAUCAUAGUAGACGGAUUCAAUCAGUCGGAUCCCCUCUACAACGUGUCCAGCAAUCGCUGCACUCAUACAUCACAAUAUGAGUGCUCUUAACCAUCCAGAUCCUAUUGCACUGGACCAAUGCACUGAGAAUCUAUGGGGUCCCUUGCAGGACCUGCUGGCCUGAGUAUUUGGACCGGCUUUAAUCCUGGUUACAACCUUCAGCGCCCCCUCAGAGCCAAACCUACUAUGGCAAUAUUCUUCGGCGAUCAGAUUGAUUGAGAGUGAUCUAAGUGUCCAUUGGCUUGAGGCGAUGGAGGAUCUUUGGCCCAGAGUACGUCCUAGAGGUGGCAUCAGGUAAAAAGGAGUUGACUAUCAAAGAACGACCCGGACCAGUCAGAGAGUAAUAGGAGCACGGAGAAACAUCAGGCCAGUGGCAGUGUGGCCACAUCGUGAUUCGUGACACCGACACCGCCAACAAAUCCUUUCCUCCUCCCACCACAUUCUACGCGCACGUCAUGGAAGACGAAGUUGCCGCCCUCGUUAUCGAUAAUGGUUCGGGCAUGUGCAAGGCCGGAUUUGCUGGUAUAGUCAUCAAAUCAACUUCGGAUGGGACUAGAACCCUUUCAUAGGCGAUGAUGCACCGCGGGCUGUUUUCCCCUCCAUUGUCGGACGACCGAGACACCAGGGCGUCAUGGUUGGUAUGGGUCAAAAAGACUCCUACGUGGGUGAUGAGGCGCAAUCUAAGCGUGGUAUCCUGACGCUCAAGUACCCCAUCGAGCACGGCAUUGUGACCAACUGGGACGACAUGGAGAAGAUCUGGCAUCACACCUUCUACAACGAGCUGCGUGUCGCGCCGGAGGAGCACCCUGUGCUGUUGACCGAAGCACCCCUGAACCCCAAGGCGAACAGGGAGAAGAUGACGCAGAUCAUGUUCGAGACAUUCAACGCGCCUGCGUUCUACGUGUCGAUCCAGGCUGUGUUGUCGCUGUACGCGUCUGGUCGGACGACCGGUAUCGUGCUCGACUCUGGUGACGGUGUGUCGCACACGGUGCCGAUCUACGAGGGAUUCUCGCUCCCGCACGCGAUCCUGCGUCUCGAUCUUGCUGGGCGUGAUCUGACCGACUUUUUGAUCAAGAACUUGACUGAGCGCGGAUACCCGUUCACGACGACUGCGGAGCGUGAAAUUGUGCGGGACAUCAAGGAGAAGUUGUGCUACGUUGCGCUCGACUUUGAGCAGGAGCUGCAGACUGCGGCGCAGUCGUCUGCUCUGGAAAAGAGCUACGAGCUUCCGGACGGACAAGUGAUCACGAUUGGCCCUGAGCGAUUCCGUGCUCCGGAGGCGCUGUUCCAGCCUGCAUUCAUUGGUCUUGAGGCUGCCGGAAUCCACGAGACGACCUUCAACUCGAUCUUCAAGUGCGAUCUCGACAUCCGUCGGGAUCUGUACGGCAACGUUGUGCUGUCGGGUGGAACGACGAUGUUCCCGGGUAUCGCCGACCGUAUGCAGAAAGAACUGACGUCGCUUUCCCCGGCCAGCAUGAAGGUGAAGAUCGUUGCGCCUCCGGAGCGGAAGUACUCUGUGUGGAUCGGUGGAUCGAUUCUGUCGUCGCUGAGCACGUUCCAAAACCUGUGGUGCUCCAAGCAAGAAUACGACGAGUCCGGCCCCGGCAUCGUUCACCGCAAGUGCUUCUAAUGCACCGACGUGGUCAUUAUAGUAGAGGAUUAUUAGCAAUCGCGAUAUUAAUGGAAUUACUUGUCGCUAAAUGAGGCUCCA
Messenger RNA from Mycena citricolor, 3100 nucleotides. NCBI's taxonomy places the organism in Eukaryota, Fungi, Basidiomycota, Agaricomycetes, Agaricales, Mycenaceae. The record is from the annotation of a GenBank genome assembly.